Molecule: messenger RNA, 2010 nt
Organism: Suillus bovinus
Lineage: Eukaryota; Fungi; Basidiomycota; Agaricomycetes; Boletales; Suillaceae
Product: P-loop containing nucleoside triphosphate hydrolase protein
Exons: 7
Coding region: 1-2010 (669 amino acids)
Biological process (GO): ribosomal large subunit biogenesis
Cellular component (GO): nucleolus
Molecular function (GO): RNA binding; GTPase activity; GTP binding
Source: RefSeq, a predicted model, not a curated record
AUGUCGACCAGUGGGCUGAAGGCAAUUGCCCCUGUGCCCACCGCGGCAGAUUUCUUGGACAUUGUCCUGUCCAAGACCCAGCGAAAGACACCUACAGUAAUCCACAAAAACUUCAAGAUCAGCCGCAUCCGUAAUUUUUACAUGCGCAAGGUCAAGUUCACGCAAGACACUUUCGAUGAAAAACUGGGAGCCAUAUUGUCAGAGUUCCCCCUCCUCGACGACUUACACCCCUUUCUGGCAUCACUCAUGAAUGUAUUGUACGACAAAAAUCACUACAAACUUGCUCUAGGCCAACUUCGUACAUGUCGACAUCUCAUCGAUCAGGUUGCCAAAGAUUACGUCCGACUUCUCAAGUUCGGCGACAGUUUAUACCGCUGCAAGCAGCUUAAAAGGGCGGCGCUGGGUCGUAUGGCCACUAUCAUGCGCAGACAGAAAGAUCCCCUUGCCUACCUCGAGCAAGUUCGCCAACACAUUUCCCGUCUUCCCGCCAUCGACCCUAACACCCGGACUCUACUCAUUUGCGGCUACCCAAAUGUCGGAAAGUCGUCAUUUAUCAAUAAGGUCACACGCGCGGACGUUGAUGUCCAGCCAUAUGCUUUUACAACCAAGUCCCUUUUUAUUGGCCAUCUGGAUUACAAGUACCUGAGGUGGCAGGUAAUCGAUACCCCUGGGAUUUUAGAUCACCCGCUGGAGGAGAUGAACACGAUUGAAAUGCAGAGUAUUACAGCUCUUGCACACCUCAAGAGCUGCGUGCUGUAUUUCAUGGAUCUAAGUGAACAGUGUGGUUACACUGUGGAAGCACAAUGUAAACUGUUCCAUUCUAUCAAGCCUCUAUUUAAUGGCAAGCCGACGAUGCUUGUCAUCAACAAAAUCGACGUGACUCGCCUUGAGGAUCUUACAUCCGAGAAUCGUGCUCUUGUCCAAGAAAUUAUUGACACUGAGAAUGUCCAAUGCGUCCAGGUGUCAUGUUAUUCUGAUGAAGGGGUCAUGGAUCUCAAGAACAAGGCAUGCGAUGCCCUCCUAGCACACCGCGUCGACUUGAAACUCAAGGGCACCAAAAUCAACUCUGUGAUUAACCGUAUACAUGUGGCACAGCCGAAAGCUCGGGACGACGUUGUCCGUGCGCCAUUCAUACCCGAUGUUAUCAAAGAGCGGAAGGCAUACGAUAAGAAUGAUCCCGACAGGAAGAAACUUUUGCGAGACACGGAGUUAGAAGAGGGUGGUCCUGGUGUUUUCAACAUCAACAUUAAGCAGGAUUACAUCCUCGCAAAUCCUGAAUGGAAGAUGGAUGUCAUGCCCGAAAUCAUGAACGGCAAGAACAUUGCUGACUUUAUUGACCCCGAUAUCGCCGAAAAACUUGAGGCACUUGAGCGCGAGGAAGAGAAACUGGAGGCCGAGGGCUUUUACGAUAGCGACGAGGACAUCUUUGACUCUGAAGACGAACGUGAAGCAGUCGAGACCAAAAAAGCUCUUGGGCAUAAAAUACAUUCACAGAACGUCAAAAAAGCCAUGAAGAACCAGUCUCGUUUGCCGCGCACAGCGGGCCUCCGCACGCUGUCCGAGCUCACUACUGAACUCAAGAAAGCAGGUUAUGAUCCAAGCAACAUAGAGGCGAGAGCUGGGAUAAUAGCCAAAGCCCAAGGAGCCAAGCGAAAACGUGCUGAAGCAGACAUGGAUGUUGAUAUGGAAGAUGGUGAUGGUGACGCAAGUGAAGGUGAAGAAGGUGACUGGAUGGAUGUUGAUGGCGAGGAGCAGACGCCGAAGAAGCGAGCUAAGGGUAACUCGGGUACAGUUCUUGCCAAGCAUCCACGAGCACCGAAAUCAAAUCGCCAACUUGCUGGUAUGCGUGAUCAACAGCAAGCGUCCAAGGCUGUCAAGCUACGGAACCUCGGACAGCGUGAGCGCAACCGGUUGGCUAAAGCUGGAGAGGCUGAUCGUGUUAUCCAAACUAAAAUGCCGAAACAUCUUUUCGCUGGCAAACGGAAAGCUGGAAAAACAAACAGACGUUAG